Messenger RNA from Rotaria sp. Silwood2, 1344 nucleotides. The record is from the annotation of a GenBank genome assembly. NCBI's taxonomy places the organism in Eukaryota, Metazoa, Rotifera, Eurotatoria, Philodinida, Philodinidae.
AUGAAUACUUCACCGAAAGAUUCUGUAGAUCUAAUAAUAAAUCUAUUUUCGUUAGGUAAUGCAUUGUUAAUUGGUGUUGGUGGCAGUGGAAAACAAUCUCUGGCUCGUUUAGCAGCUUUUGCAUCAUCACUUGAUGUCUUUCAAAUAACAAUCAAACCAAAUUAUGGAAUAAAUGAUUUUAAAACUGAUCUAAAUAAUCUCUAUCGUCGUGCUGCUGUAAAAGGUCUUCCGUGUGCAUUUCUAUUGUCUGAUGCACAAAUAAUAGAUGAACAUUUUCUUGUUUAUAUAAAUGAUUAUUUAUCAUCCGGUGAAAUAUUUGGUUUAUUUACUGAUGAUGAAGUUGAAGAAAUUCUUAAUUCUCUACGAUCUGAAGCUAAAUCACAAGGUUAUAAUGAAUCAAAAGAAAAUAUAUGGAAAUAUUUUAUUGAUAAAGUACGACGAAAUCUUAAAAUAGUUAUGUGUUUUUCACCUGUUGGAAAUAUAUUACGUAUACGUUCACGUCGUUUUCCAGCAUUAUUCAGUGGAACAAUUAUUGAUUGGUUUCAUUCAUGGCCAAGGAAUGCACUUUAUUCAGUUGUUGUUCGUUUUCUUGAUGAUAAUAAAUUAUUAUCUAAUGAAAUACGUCAUGCUAUAGCUAAUUUUAUGGCUGAUAUACAUAUUGAUGUAAAUCAAACAUCAAUACAAUAUUUUACAAAUGAAAGACGAUCUUAUUAUACAACAUCGAAAACAUUUCUUGAAUAUAUAAAAUUUUUUCAACAUAUUUAUGAAAAUAAACAAAUGAAAAUUGAACUUGAAAUUGUUCGAAUUUUAGCUGGAUUAGAAAAGCUUGGUUCAAUAUCUGCACAAACUGCUAUUUUACAAGAAGAUUUAAAAAUUACAACAGAUGAAGUGAAUAUAAAAGCAGAAAAAGCAGAAAUUGCAUUGAAAAUAGUUACAGCUGAAGCAGAUAAAGUUGCAAAAGAAAAAUCAUUUGCUGAUGAUGAACGUCGAAAAAUUGAAACAAAAAAAGCAGCUGUUGAAAAAGUACAAGCUGCAUGUGCAAUGGAAUUAGCUAAAGCUGAACCUGUACUCGAAGCAGCAAAAUUGGCACUUGAGAAUAUUGAAAAAGGACAAUUAACGGAAUUGAAAUCUUUUGCAUCACCACCAGAAACUGUUAAAUUUGUAAUGAAUAUGGUUGUUGUACUUUUUAAAUGGGUUGAUGAAAAUCGAAUUAUUCCUGAAAGUCAACGAACAUGGACUGAAGCAAAAAAUACUAUUGGACCAGUAGAGAAAUUUUUACAACGUCUGAAAAAUUUUCAAGUUGCUAAAGUAAUUACAUCAAUGUCGUUUAGUUUAUUUUCAUAA